Drosophila albomicans is the source of this 1384-nucleotide messenger RNA. RefSeq names its product tubulin-specific chaperone A. Gene Ontology annotation, molecular function: beta-tubulin binding. NCBI's taxonomy places the organism in Eukaryota, Metazoa, Arthropoda, Insecta, Diptera, Drosophilidae. The record is from RefSeq and is a predicted model, not a curated record. Gene Ontology annotation, cellular component: cytosol; microtubule cytoskeleton. The coding region runs from base 138 to 566 and encodes 142 amino acids. The transcript has 2 exons. Gene Ontology annotation, biological process: post-chaperonin tubulin folding pathway; tubulin complex assembly.
UAACAUACUUUCUGCUGACAAUUGUAAUCAAUGUUUUUCGGCACUUUCGUUUGAAUUUCGUUCAAUUUCUUAUCGGUUUUAUCGUUUCCCGUCUUUCCCUCACAAAAGAAAGAAAAUCACCGUGUUAGUUUUGUAUAAUGUUUAUGCCGGAAAUCGCAACAAUAUCCAGCGACUUGGCCGCCACACUAAAGCACGCCGAUUGCCUGACCAAUUUACGCUGUUCACUGGAUCCCCGUCUAGAUCAGUUGAUUGUCUACAGCUCCGUGCUGGAGCAUUUGUUGCAGCAGAAGCUGCACUAUGAGAAGGAACACGACACGGAGUUGAGGCGACUCGAGCGAUUCAGAUGCGAUGGCGUCAAGGAAUAUCGGAUCAAGGUGCAGUUGCGUGUGAUCAACAAGGUGCAGAGCAUGCUGCCGAACAUUGUGUUCAAGAUGCGCAACGAGUACGAUAAAUUCGAGCGUUUUUUGUUGCAAGAGGUGUCCAUCAAGGAUGUCGAUACUGAGCUCUACAAUCGGGGCUGGCAAUUGUUGAACACCUGUCGCAACAAUCUGCGACUAACUCAUUAAGCAUAUGGAUAAGGUUUCCCCAUCUUCGAUACUUUCAUCUCCAUUUCGUAUUUUAUGGUGCCCUCGGGUUCGGGCAGCGGCGGAAUCUCAUCGUAGCCCCCCGUUGGAGGUGUUAGCUUUGUCGAAUCCAAGUCCACCACCCAAAUGUCAUCGGGUAACCUGAAAGAAGAAGACACGAUGUUUGAAACUAAGUACAUCUAAUAAUGGAUUACACUGGAUUGAACUUACCUAAAGUUCUUUUUGUAGAUGAGAAAGGAGGCGGGCACACCGAUGACAAAGGGCGUGGGCGCCAACAGCAGCUGCUCGGCACAACUGAGACAUGUGGGGAGCAACGGUAUCACCGGGAACAUGUACUCCAAGGGAUACAGCAUCGUCACGAAUGCCAUCACGGACAUGGAGAGCGCAUUGUAGUCGCGUGAUUGAAACAACACCUUGUUCUCCAGUAUUAUCAAUGUCCAGACCUUCAGGCAGGUCUCCACGCCCAGCAGCUCGAGCGGCAAAUGCAACGGGAAAUCAACCAGCGAGAAUCGCGUAUGAUCCGGCAAUGCAAAGAGCAAAGGUUCAUGCACAGUGGGCGACAGCACCUCCACCUGAAAAGAGGAUCGGGGAUAAACAACAACAACAAUUAAGUCUGGCGUGUGGGAAACUAAAUUUCGUUUCUAUUUGCCAAUCGCAAGCUCUCUUAUUGAAUGUCUUUCUCAACCGGGCAAGCAGCAAGAGAUUGGCAAAUAAAAGCGAUUGGGAAGCGUUAGAAAAACAAACUAAAAUUUGUAAUUUAAGAAAUACGAUAAGAAAAUAAAACCAAUUCAAAAUAUGAA